GCAGGUCCUUUACAUGAAGAAAAUCCCAGCAGAAGUUCAGACGUUGAGUUUCGCUGCUCUUUCUCCUUCUCUUGUCUCCACAAGAACUAGACUGAUCACAUUUGACCAUGGAUCGAAUCACCAUCCUUAGGUUCAGUGGAUUUGUCGUGGCCAUUUUUAUCGUGUCAUUUAGCAUUUUUUCUUAUCAACGAAAAUAUGAUAUUAGUAGAACUUUUUUCAUUUCCAUUACUAAUUAUUCAGUUAAGGCUUCAGACCAAAACUCUGAAGUGCAGGUUUAUGAAAAGACCCAAAAGCUGAUAGUAUUGCUGUGGACCUGGCCAUGGGGAGUAAAAUUCGACCUAGAAGUGUGCGCAAGUGAAUUUGGAAUACAUAACUGCCAACUUACUGCUGAUCAUAAUAUGUAUGGUAGGGCUGAUGCUGUUGUGUUUCAUUACCCUUCUAUUCCAAAAAAUCCAGACAAUUUGCCUAAGGAGCGUCCUGGAAACCAGUACUGGGUAUGGUAUUCUCUGGAGCCUCCCGAGCAUUGCCAAGGACUAGAGAUGUUUAACAAUAUAUUCAAUCUUACACUGUCCUAUAGAAGAGACUCGGAUAUUUUUGUUCCAUAUGGGUAUCUACGAUUUGUUGCAGAUCCACAGAACUACAGUAUCCCAUAUAAAACUAAACUUGUUGCAUGGGUCGUCAGCAACUGGGAUCAAACCUCUCCUCGUGUGAAAUAUUAUGAAAGAAUUAAGGAUUACAUUGACAUUGAUAUCUAUGGAAGACAUCAUAAGACACUUAGUACAGGAGAUUUCCAUUCAACAGUUUCCCAGUAUAAAUUUUACUUGGCUUUUGAGAACUCACUUCAUAUGGACUACAUCACCGAGAAGCUAUAUGGAAAUGCUUUUUCUAGUGGGGCAGUUCCUGUUGUUAUGGGUCCUUCAAGGCAAAACUAUGAACAGUAUGUUCCUGCAGAUUCUUUUAUUCAUGUUAAUGACUUUAAAACACCAGAAGAACUGGCCAAAUAUUUAAAGCAUUUAGAUAAAAAUGAAGAAAAGUAUCGGAGUUAUUUUACCUGGAAGCGACACUUCAUAGUUUGCCAAGAUAACUUUUAUGCUAAAGUUCAUUGUGCAGUAUGUAAAGCAAUCACUGGCAGAACAAGAGGUUACAGAUCUGUACCAAGUGUACAAAAAUGGUUCUGGAGUGAGCAUUAGAAAUAAAUGCGUUUCUCCUAAUUCUGAAAUAUGUGUCACUGUCUAAGAUGCUGAAGUGAUUUUAUGUACACGUGAAUAGAAUAAAAUGAUCAAUCUAACUGUGCUGAGUAUUUUAGUGAAAGUAAGUUUUGGAGUCCAGUAUAAAUGGGAUAGCAAAACAAUUAAGUUAAAUUGGAAUGUUGGUAAAAUAAAUGAGAGAAAAAAUCAAAACACAUUGAACCACAACCCACAAUUUACAUAGCCAGAAGUCAUGUUAGGGAGGAGUUGUUUUACCUUAAGUAGCCAAGAUGCAUUCAGCUGUGUGCCACCUGACUCUCACCAUUGAGAAUUCCCAAAAGCAGGCUAUAGCAAAAAUGCACAUGAUGCAAACAUUAUUUUGCAAACUAAACAACAAUAAUGUAAACAGUUUUAUGCAGGAAAGACCUAAUUGACCCAAAAUAAAUAUGUUUCUUGUUUGUAAUUAUUUAGUAAUCUUAGAUAUAUAAACAUAUAUACACAGAUGUCAAUAUUAUUUUUUAUUCUUUUAUUUCAAGUUUAAUUUCCUUAUAAUAAUAAUAACCCUUUCAUAGUGGUUAUUGUUUGGUAGUAUCACUUUCCAGUCAAACUUUACAAAAAUCAAGAGAAGGUUGUUAGGGGCUAAUCCUCUUACUGCAAUGAAAAGGUGUAUUUACUCACAUAAUAAACAUCUAGUGACUGGCACUACGUAAUCUCUUAUAAGGUUGCAGUGGCACAUUAUUGCUUUAAUGUCAGUGUUACACUAACUGAUUCUGUUUUCAGUUUAUUGUUAAAGGAUUAGAAAGGUAAGGGCAACUCCAACAUCUUGAAUGGUUUCCAAAAUAAGGAAGUUAGUUCAGACAAAUCACAAACUAACAGAGAAUCAGGACCCUGGUAACUUUAUUGCAUCAUUAGGAAUCACUGUAUAGAGUUUAUUUUAAAUUUUAAAUGCCAUUUAACUCACUUAACGACAAUCCUCUCUACUGAAUAAUCUUAGUUACAAUAUGCUGGUGUGGUAAUAACAGUCUUAACGUUAGAGUCCAGCCUUCUUCACUUCCGCCCCCUCCCUUCUCCUCCUUCUCUUCCUCCAGUAUCUUUGGUAAGAGGUAAUGAAAAGGUCCCAUCACAUACAACAUUUCCAACUCAUCUUUAAAAUGCUUCUGACCCCUUUUUAACUCUUGCCUUACACUGGAUAUAAGUCAUCUGUGUGACAUUAUCAACUAGUUUCCAUAUGUAUCAUCUGCGUUACUUAGUCUACAACAGAAAAUCAGUGGCUAAAUAGUAUUCUUUUUAUUUUGGGCAACCUGUUUUAUACUUCCAAGUCUAUAACAUGUUUGUUCAAUCUGUUUUUUUUUUUAUUUUGUCACAUUGUCAGAUUUGUGUGAGAGAUUCUGAUGGGGCAACCACCACUGAUUUUAAAUCCCCUUGCUUAUUCCAUUGCUGCAUUCUCCCCAGCACCACCAUAUACCAGUGUAAAGCCUAGACAUGACUAUUUGCGGCAUAGGCCUGUCUGCCAAAUGAAGGAUGCCUUUUUAGCAUUUUCAGGCUUAGAAAUUCCAGUGACCUUGUAGAAGAGCAGAUGAGGAAGUGGUUGUCAUAAUGUGGCCAGCUGUGACACUGAUGAGUGGAGCUAUACCUUACUUCUCCAUAAUGAGAACACCUAUUGGGGAUGUAUAUGAGGAAUACCAUGAGAUGGCAAGAUCUGGCUCUAAUGUAACAGGCAACUCGAAUACCUCACUCUGCUUCUUGCAAUAGUGGCCACUUCUGUCUGCACAUCUAGUCACCACCAGGAUUAUAGGAUGCAGCCCCCAACACAAUCCUAUACCCUCCCUUUGAGGCAGGUGGUCAGACAUACAUUACAUAAUUCAUCUGUAUAUCUUGACAUUGGCUCAUCUAACAGCCUAGUCACUAACUAAACUUGGAUUGUGUAUGUUGCAGUUUUGGGCUUCAUCCCUUUGUAUUAAGGAGUUGAGCUGAGUGUACAACACAUUAAACAGUAUCACUUUGCAGUAAGUUAUCAUUCCUUCUUUAUUAUCAGGUACUUUUCCAGAUUUUUUUUUUUAUAUCAUCUUCAAUCAUUCCCAUUCCACAUUCUGGCUCAAACAUCACUUGGAGUAUAUCAUCCUGGUCUCUAAUCCUUCUAAAACUCUCAAGAAAGUAGAUUUUUCUAGAAUGAAGCCACACAUUUAAAACUGUUAGCCGUUCUCUGGCAGCUUGACUUGAGAAUAUGUUAUAAUGCUUCCACAGCUUCAUAACUGGAGUGUUAUGCUGAAUACUGCAAUGCACUAUUUUUAAAUAACUAAGCUAAAAACUCAUUCAGAAACUUGCUGUUACACCAUUAAAGCAUUUAUCCAGGGGGUGAUUAACCUUAUCAUAUCUGUUGUCAUUGGGGCUACACCCCCCCCCCAGACACACAGUAUCGUUAAUUAUAAAUACUAACUCUAAAAUCACUAUAUCACAGAGUAUGGGAUACUAUGAGAUACUGCAUUCUUGGACUUAGUAUGUGUUUCCUCUAUAUUUAUGGCUGCAUUUCUACAUUUAAGGGGAUCACAUUUAUAAUCCUCAGAAUUUCAGCAGGAACUCACAUCUCCUGUCAUGUUAAUACUCACUGGAAAUAGGUGCAGAGAAGUGGAUCAUUUCUUCUUACCAGAGUUAUUUUUGUGGAACUGACAGAGGCAUCUUGCUCUGCACCACCAGAUCUACUUUGCAAGCUAAGAAUUCUUGCCUCAGACCAAAAUGUCCUGUACUGGUUUAAGUAGAAAGUAGGUGAAAAUCUAUCCUUUUCCAAUAUUAGACUUCAGAAAUGAGCCUGUUUACUUUUUUCCAUUUUUAGUUACUGCACUUCACUGUCCAUACUAAUAUUAAUAAGGCCAUGCCUGCAGAUGGCUUAGCUCUGUGGCUUAUGAAAGAUCAGCUGGUUUCAUGACACAGAAUUCACUGUUAGAAAAAGGCCAUGUAUUUUUCUCACUGGAAAACUCGCCACAUUGGACAAAGUCCUUUCUGUUUCAGACCAUAAACUACUUAUCUGUUCUGAUACUUUAUGGUAUAGCAUGAUUCAUCCUAAUUUAGUGGACAUCUCAGAAGAUCAGUUCCAAAACCAGAGAAUGUAUUUUGCACAAAGUACUUUGUUGCUAGUUUCUUCAUCACCCAAGGAAUAGUUGCUAAAGGGUAAAUUAUCUGUAUCCAGAUUCUUACAAAUAGUCAUAACGUCUGACAUGCAACCACUUCAGGCAGGUAUUAAUAGAAUGUGUUACUUUGUGACUCAUUCAGACAGAUGACAGCAUCAUUGCCUUAUGUUGGAGAGGACCUCCUGUCUUCUAAGUCAUUUUUUGUUAUCUCGGCUGCAGUUUGUGUAUAAGAAAAGUAAUAACAUCAACGACUCUUGGAAAGGGAUAUUAGUGAGAAAAGUAUGCGUUUUACUUUCGGUACUUUUAAAUGAACUGAAUGUAAGCAAUGUAGGUUUAUUAGUGGGCUGAAUUAUAUUGAAUUUCCAUACUUAAAUUUAACUGUCAAAAUUCAUAAUAGGUAUACUUGUAAAAGCAAAAACAUUGUGUAUUUAGCGGUUUGUAUCUCUUGUCAACAUUAUUGUAUUGAUUUUUAUUAAAUACAUGUGAAAAAGUGAAAAAAAGAAAAUUACAUUAAACAUCACAUGACUUAAAUUAAGUAUCAUGAUUGGUUGUUUUAAAUAGGGUUUGGCACCAAUAUGUGUUUAUAAAGAAGA
This is a messenger RNA of Protopterus annectens (West African lungfish), 4905 nucleotides long. Its product is annotated as 4-galactosyl-N-acetylglucosaminide 3-alpha-L-fucosyltransferase 9-like. Lineage: Eukaryota; Metazoa; Chordata; Ceratodontiformes; Protopteridae. The transcript is spliced from 2 exons. The coding region runs from base 108 to 1190 and encodes 360 amino acids. Gene Ontology annotation, molecular function: alpha-(1->3)-fucosyltransferase activity. The record is from RefSeq and is a predicted model, not a curated record. Gene Ontology annotation, cellular component: membrane.